CCCGGCAGCUGCUGCCGCUCGCAAAGGGCAGGGGCGGACGGAAGAGCCGGAGCGGAGCACUGCGGCAGCGGGGAGCCCCGAGGGCUUCCCUGCCUCUCUGGGUUUGGGGACCGGGCGCUUGUAGCCCGCGCAUCCUCCCCGCCUGGGGCCCGGCAUGGAGCCCUGGAAGCAGUGCGCCCAGUGGCUGAUCCACUGCAAGGUGCUGCCGCCCAACCAUCGAGUGACCUGGCCCACGGCUCAGGUGUUCGACCUGGCGCAGACCCUCCGCGAUGGGGUCCUGCUCUGCCAGUUGCUCAACAACCUGCGCAGCCAAUCCAUCAACCUGAAGGAAAUCAACCUCAGGCCUCAGAUGUCCCAGUUUCUCUGCUUGAAGAAUAUAAGAACAUUCCUUUCAGCAUGUUGUGAGAUAUUUGGGAUGAAGAAAAGUGAACUUUUUGAAGCAUUUGAUUUGUUUGAUGUGCGAGAUUUUGGAAAGGUCAUAGAAACACUAUCAAAACUUUCUCGCACUUCUGUGGCAUUAGCAACAGGAAUAAGGCCAUUCCCCACAGAAGAAAGUGUUGAUGAUGAUGAAGAUAUCUACAAAGGCCUUCCUGAUUUACUAGAUGAAAGUGGUGGCGAUGAGGAUGAAGAGUUAUAUGAUUGUGUCUAUGGAGAAGAUGAAGGUGGGGAAGUAUAUGAAGACUUAAUGAAAGAUGAAGCCGCACAUCAACCUAAAUGUACUGAAAAUGACAUAAGAAGCUGUUGCCUUACUGAAAUAAAACAGACUGAAGAGAAAUACACUGAGACUUUGGAGUCAAUAGAGAAAUUUUUCAUGGUGCCAUUGAAAAGGUUUCUGUCCGCAUCAGAGUUUGAUAUAGUGUUCAUCAACAUUCCUGAAUUGGUGAAAACCCACAGAAGUCUAAUGCAGGACAUUUUUGACUCCAUUGUAAACAAAAAUGACCAGAACCUGUAUCAAAUUUUUAUUAACUACAAGGAAAGAAUGGUUAUUUAUGGGCAGUACUGCAGUCAAGUGGAGACAGCCAUAUCCUGCUUAGACAACAUCUCUAAGACAAAAGAAGAUGUUAAAUUGAAGCUAGAGGAAUGUUCCAAGAGGGCCAACAAUGGGAAAUUUACUUUGCGGGAUCUUCUAGUGGUUCCUAUGCAACGAGUUCUGAAAUAUCAUCUGCUGCUGCAGGAACUGGUGAAGCACACUACUGACCCAAAUGAGAAGGAAAAUCUGAAGCUGGCACUUGAUGCAAUGAAGGACUUGGCUCAAUAUGUAAACGAAGUGAAGAGAGAUAAUGAAUCCCUCCGUGAAAUUAAACAGUUUCAGUUAUCAAUAGAGAAUUUGAACCAUUCUCUCUUAAUGUAUGGAAGACCACAAGGUGAUGGUGAAAUAAGGAUAACUACAUUAGACAAACGUGCAAGGCAAGACAGGCAUAUCUUCUUAUUUGAUUUAGCUGUAAUUGUGUGCAAACGGCGAGGUGAUAAUUAUGAAAUGAAGGAAAUAAUAGAUCUUCAGAAGUACAAAAUCACAAAUAAUCCCACUACUGAUAAAGAAAAUAAAAAGUGGUCUUAUGGCUUCUACCUCAUCCACAUACAAGGACAAAAUGGGUUGGAAUUUUAUUGCAAAACGAAGGAUUUGAAGAAAAAGUGGCUUGAGCAGUUUGAAAUGGCACUAUCCAACAUAAGACCGGACAAUGCAGAUACAAAUUUUCAUGAGUUCAAAAUGCACACCUUCACUCGUGUCACAUCCUGCAAAGUCUGUCAAAUGCUUCUGAGAGGAACAUUUUAUCAAGGCUAUUUAUGUUCUAAGUGUGGAGCUGGGGCGCACAAAGAAUGUUUAGGGAGAUUAGACAAUUGUGGCAGAGCUAAUUCAGGUGAACACGGAACCCUGAAACAUGAGAAAAGAACUAAUGGAAUUCGAAGAAACUCCAGACAGAUGGACUCAGGUUUACCAAAAAUGCAAGUCGUUAGAAACUACAAUGGGGUACCACAGCCAGCUCUACAUGAUGGCCCACCAUUACACAUCCAGACUGGAGACACUAUUGAACUCAUCAAAGGAGAUGCACAUAGCAGGUUUUGGCAGGGUAGAAAUCUAGUCACAGGGGAGCUUGGCUACUUUCCAAGUGAUGCCGUAAAGCCUUGCCCAUGCGUGCCUAAACCAGUAGACUACUCUUGCCAACCAUGGUAUGCAGGAGCAAUGGAGAGGCUGCAAGCUGAGAGUGAACUUAUUAACAGGGUAAACAGAACUUACUUGGUGCGACACAGGACCAAAGAAUCAGGAGAAUACGCAAUAAGCAUUAAGUACAAUAACGAAGUGAAACACAUCAAGAUUUUAACAAGAGAUGGCUUUUUUCACAUUGCAGAAAAUAAGAAAUUUAAAAGUUUAAUGGAACUUGUAGAGUACUACAAGCACCACUCUCUCAAAGAAGGUUUCCGAAGUUUGGAUACGACUCUUCAGGUUCCAUACAAGGAAUCUGAAAAUUCAGAUGAACAAAGGAGUAAUAAAGCAAGCAGUAACUUGCUAAGUCCAAAAGCAAUAGGCAUAGCCAUUGCCCGGUAUGACUUCUGUGCAAGAGACAUGAGAGAACUGUCCUUACUGAAAGGUGAUGUGGUAAAAAUUUACACAAAGAUGAGUGCUAAUGGCUGGUGGAGAGGUGAAGUAAAUGGAAGGGUGGGCUGGUUUCCAUCAACCUAUGUUGAAGAAGAUGAAUGAAUUGAACACUUACUAUGCACUGUUGACCAGAAAUUUCAGGGACUGUGGAAUACAACAAUCUGCAAAGCAUUAUUAGUCUUGUUAAGUAUUUCAAAAGCAGCAUUUUCUCUCUGUCCAAACCCUCCAGUUUUAUUGUUGGAAUUUCUACAGAAGUUUGUGCUGACAGAUUAAUGGUUUGCCCAGAGCUAUGCAAGAAACAGUCUGCCAGUUUGCCAUCAUCGGGGACCAGUAUAAAGCCCAAACCUCACCUUCCCAGACGAUCCUUGCAAAACAGAUUUCUUUAUGCUGCUUUUCAUGCGGUGGUACACAGCAAAUGCUACCUAUUGGUAAAUGUUUAAUACAUCUUUUUUUUCUAGUAGCUAACAUCUGUGAUGGUAGAAGGAGGAGAUGAAGGCUUAUUACUCGUUAUCACUGCAUACAGAAAAAGGAAAGUUCAGUCACGCCAGUGGGCAUGAAGUAAAGUCAGUAUUACCUGUCUUGAAACAUCAAGCAAUGUUACUUAUCACAUAACAAACAGUUGUGCACUCAUCAAACCAUUCUGAGAAAAAUAGAAAUGUAGUAAAUAUUAAUAGCCUUCUCUUCCAAGGUACAUGCGUGGGAUAAUUAUAACAGAUUUGAAGUCCUGCCUAAAUUUUCAAACAACUUGUUUUUAUGACAGCAGUUUUAAAAAGGGGAGUGUUACUUAGUGUGGUUCUGCUAGAAAAAAUGACUGUAAAAUGGGAUUGUGGCGCUCUCUUUUUGUUUUGUUGUGCGCUCCAAAGCUAAUUUUACUCAGUUUACAAAUAAGCAACUAACUAUGUAAACACAACUAGGAAUCUUAAAGACAAAACGUGUUCUUUAUAGCUCAUGUAUCAUCAGUAGUUUAAACAUGUUGUAGGUCAUAUUCUGCCUAUAAUGUGGCAGAUUUGGCUUUGCAGUAGGAAUUUAGUUAACAGUUCCUUUCCUGUGUGAGCACAAAAAGAAUCCCGCUCACUGUCCCAUAAGUGUAUUGGCUCUGCAGGGCUGAAAGAAUUAAAUAGUAAUAAAAAUAUAUUUUUGGAGCAAAGCAAGGAGAUUUCACCCUAAAUACACACAGGAACCGAUCUACUGGGAAAGAAGGUAUCAUUUUUAAGGGUAGUACUGCACUUACCUUAAACUAUUGGCACUUUUGUAUUUUAGUUUUGGAAGCUUUCUACAUCAGGUCUCCAUGAAGGGAUUUUUCUCUUUCCCUUGCUAGCAAAUGAGAGCAUGUAUCAUCCAGUGUAUACCUUCUUGAUCAUCAGGGCAUGGUAAAAGAAUCUCUUAAAGAUUUUUUUUUUCUUCUGUUGCCUGCCUUUCUGUUUUUCAGGACACUAACCCUGAUUGCUACUUCUCUCCCAGAGUGGCAGUGAUGUUAUGGCAAUGCAGUGGUAGGGACUGUUCCUUCCACAAUGUAUGCAUAAGUGUCUAUUAUCCUAAGAAAAAGAGCCCCCAAGUUAGCAUGAAAGCCUGUAAGCUUGGUGUCAGGCAUGAGCAAGUGAUACCUGUCCUUUGAGAUCCAGAAUUUUAAUGAAGUUUGAAAGGCCUGGGUCACAGAAGAAAAAGUUGAAACAAGUGUUAGUGGUGAUGUUGUACAGGUGUGAAUAUACAAUUGUUAAUAUUUAGCUAAUCUCUUACCUGUAAAAUUUGGGCUAAACAAAAUGUUCCUGCAUAUAUAAAAUUCUGAACUGCAUUUUUCCUGUGUGUGACACUCUCCUCCUUCCAGCAUAAAACGCAGGAGAAUCCAUUCCCACAAUGUGCACACAGACCAGCAAUACAGCCCCUUUGCAACUGCUAUCCACCCCAUAGACUACAUAAUAUCCAAUGAUCCUCCACAGAAUGAGCACAUACCCCAACUCCCCUCCCUUGGGCUGCUCCUCCCCUCCCCCGUGGUCCCCACUUUUAUGCUCAACUAUUUGUGGCCAGCACAGGCAUCCCAUUCACAUCCUGGGGGGGUUGCAGAGACACACACAUACCUAUGCAGCCAUUCCUUCCACACAUUGCAUCCUGCAGGCAGCCCCUUUGCAGGGCCGAGUGGUGCAGCGAGCCUCUCAGAAAUUCUCUGCAGAUGGGUGAAUUUUAACCUUAGGGAUGAAUCUCCGCCAAAGUAGCAUCGUUCAGGGAGUUUACCUCAAAAUUAUGUAACUGUGAUUGAGUUGAAUACAUUAUUUGAUGGAACUGAUUUAGAGCAUUUGUAAAUGUGUAAAUGAUUCCUAAAAGAUAUUUUAUAAAGUGAUCUGUACAGCAGUUUAGACUUGGGUAUGUUGUCUGGUUAUAUUUUGCCAUGCAAUAGUAUUAUGUGUUGUGGGCCUGAUCCUAUACUCCUUAAGUGGACAACACUGGUUCUUUGGCAGCUUUGCCUGCUUUAGGGGUAAAGGAAUAGGCUCUAGCUCUGUGAAAUGUUUUGUGCUUAGCUAUUAGCAUAUAGUUCUUGUAUGAGGAGAAGCAGUUUAAUUCAAUACAGAUUAAGAAACACAUCUGUUAUGUUCAGUAACCUAGGGUUUUUUUAACAUUAUUUUGAUAAGUAGACUUAUUACCCUAAAUUUGUUGUGUGCUUUUUAGCAACUCAGGGGUCCAGCAAUUUACCUUGGAGAAGAAUUAAAGUAAUAUCUAAACACUUUUUCGUAGUAUUCAUACUGUAUAUCUUUGUUGUCUCUGUUUAAUACCCUGUAUUGAAUGAGUUAAACGCUGCAUCUUAAACUAUAUUUCUAAUACCAAAGACUUAUGUAACUAUUCCAGAGCCGCUGCUUCUCAAUGUGCUUUCUUUUGCCUGUAUGGAGACCUUGCUGUCAUGCAGUGACUUAGUACAGUACUUUAAUUUGUAAUAUUUUGUACAUAUGUGAAUAUAAUAAACUAGUUAAUUUCUUGUUUAAA
Messenger RNA from Trachemys scripta elegans, 5569 nucleotides. It is a transcript of the gene VAV3, whose product is annotated as vav guanine nucleotide exchange factor 3. Gene Ontology annotation, cellular component: plasma membrane; cytoplasm. Gene Ontology annotation, molecular function: protein binding; guanyl-nucleotide exchange factor activity. Bases 155 to 2698 code for a protein of 847 amino acids. The record is from RefSeq and is a predicted model, not a curated record. Lineage: Eukaryota; Metazoa; Chordata; Testudines; Emydidae. The transcript has 27 exons. Gene Ontology annotation, biological process: cell migration; regulation of GTPase activity; intracellular signal transduction.